Molecule: messenger RNA, 462 nt
Organism: Colletotrichum godetiae
Lineage: Eukaryota; Fungi; Ascomycota; Sordariomycetes; Glomerellales; Glomerellaceae
Exons: 2
Coding region: 1-462 (153 amino acids)
Source: RefSeq, a predicted model, not a curated record
AUGGCCGACUUAAGCCAAGAGGAACUCAGACUCUUCGCCACGGAGGUGAAUGGCGAGACGGCCCGAGAAUGCCUGAGAGAAGACGUCAAGCUUGCGGCGGAUCUAGGAAAAUCAGGUUAUAUCUACGAAAGCGCGGACUCGGUUCUCAAUUACUACAGAGCUCGCUACUUCAGACAGAAUCGCACUGUGAUUAAGCUGUUGCUUAUCGAUGGAGGCAGAGCUGCCUGCUCUCUGGAGCCCUCCUGGCUGCAAGAUAACGGUAGCACUACGAUUCUCUUGCGGCAACGCAAAGUCUGUGUCAUUGACUUGGACGAGAAUUGCCUUAUCAAACGGAUCGAGUAUCGAGACACAAGUGAACGUAUCAGUGCCACAAAGGGCGGUCACGAGGAAAUGAAAAAUGGUGCAGCGGAUUCUGAAGAGGAUGCCGUGGUCAUGAUGGAGCAUUUCGAAUAUCAAUUCUGA